AUGAGCAGCACCAAUGAAGCCACCGUCAUCCACGUUGACGACACCACCGGCAAGGCCCCGGUUACAGCUGCGCCGCCACCAGCAGCAGCCCCAACCGCGCCGGUGCAGCAGCAGCGCAAGUCCGGUGGCGGUGUGCCGUUCCUCCUGCGCGGCGGCGCCGAUGGCUUCCGUCGCUGCAUGGCCUUCGUGGACCUGCUGCUGAGGGUUGUCGCCUUCGGGCCGACACUGGCAGCCGCCAUCGCCACGGCCACCUCCAACGAGACGCUCUCCGUCUUCACCGAGCACUUCCAGUUCCGGGCCAGGUUCGACGACUUCCCGACCUUCACCUUCUUCGUGGCUGCCAACGCGAUCGCGGCGGGGUACCUGGUUCUGUCGCUCCCCUUCUCCGUCGUGGGGAUCAUCCGGCCGAAGGCGACAGUCGUCAGGCUGCUGCUGCUCAUCGGCGACACGGUGAUGGUGGUGCUCGUGACGGCAGCCGCGUCCGCGGCGGCGGCGAUCGUGUACGUGGCGCACGAGGGGAACAUGCGCGCCAACUGGGUGCCCAUCUGCAUGAACUUCCACGGCUUCUGCGAGCGCACCAGCGGCUCUGUCGUCGCCUCCUUCCUCGCCGUCCUCGUCUUCAUCCUCCUCGUCCUCCUCUCCGCAUGCGCCAUCCGGCGCCGACCAUGCUAGGCUACAACCCAUCGAUCGACCGCGCUCAAUGCUUUCGAAUAUCAUGAUUGUGCUCUCUACUUUACUUUGGUUUGGUCGUGCAUGAAACUGUGCAAUCUCAUAUAUUUC
Messenger RNA from Lolium rigidum, 780 nucleotides. Its product is annotated as casparian strip membrane protein 2-like. Lineage: Eukaryota; Viridiplantae; Streptophyta; Magnoliopsida; Poales; Poaceae. The transcript has a single exon. The record is from RefSeq and is a predicted model, not a curated record. Bases 1 to 672 code for a protein of 223 amino acids.